Messenger RNA from Pseudophryne corroboree (corroboree frog), 1594 nucleotides. RefSeq names its product membrane-spanning 4-domains subfamily A member 4A-like. The record is from RefSeq and is a predicted model, not a curated record. The coding region runs from base 126 to 854 and encodes 242 amino acids. Lineage: Eukaryota; Metazoa; Chordata; Amphibia; Anura; Myobatrachidae. Gene Ontology annotation, cellular component: membrane. The transcript is spliced from 7 exons.
UAUCUCUGUAAACAGCCACAAACAUUCAGUGAUCAGCCUGACAGAGGAUGUGAUAGUGUAUUCUGCUCUGUGACACUCAGAGGGAAUCAGGUACCAUCUAUAUACUGGAAUACGCUAGAAGAACCAUGUCCGCACCUCGAUCAGAACUUGGAGGCUUUGUCACUAUAGCUCAAGAUGAGCCACAAAAUAAUGCACCUCCGAAGACUCGAAAAAAUAGUGCUCCAACCACAACAUCCAAACGUCUGGUAAAAUUUUUCCAAGGAGAACCUGAAUCUCUUGGGGUGACCCAGAUAAUUAUAGGAGUAACUCAGAUUGUACUUGGCAUUGUACUGACUGCCAUAUGCCACGUGGGACGGUGUAUUUUCUUCAGUAUUUUUAUUUUUACUGGUGUGACUUAUUGGUCUGGCAUAAUGUAUAUCAUUUCGGGAUCUCUAUCAGUUGCUGCUUCUUACAAACCAACUGUAGGAAAGGUGAACUCAAGCUUGGUUCUAAACAUAAUCAGCUCCGUAGCAGCAGCUAUAGCGGUGAUAAUAUUCUGUAUAUUUUUCUCACACACAUCAAUGUCUUUUUUUUACCGGUCCUCUGACACUGUGCACUGUGCGUAUUACCAGCCAAGCCAAGACUGUGAUGGCAAUUUCCGGCCUCUGCCUCUGCUCCUAGGCAUCGUAUCGCUUCAAUUUAUUCUUACUGUACUGGAGUUCUGCGUCACCUUGUCUACAUCUAUUUUUGGAUGCAAAGCUGUGUGUGGGACGUCUAACAAUGAAGUGAAUGUGGUUAUCUAUCAAACCACGUCUUUGAGUGCUCCCAACACAACGGCUGCUUCUACUGAUGGGGACAUAAAGAUACAGGGAUAAAGGACAGGCCGUGGGAUUGUGAUACAAGCACAACAGAGGACUACCCAAACUGCAUAGGAGACAUCACUAACUUAAUCAUAUAUAUUUUAGAGGAUUCAUUUUUCUAUUGGAAGAGUUCAGUUAUCUUUACUUCCGGUCAAGCUUGUCUAAUAGCAUACAAGAAUAGGGCGGAUUAACAAUGGGGUAGAUGGAGCUCCAGCCCCAGUCCCACAUGUAAAAAUAAGACCAUCGUCAUGGCUGCAUAAUGAUGAUCAGCCGCCCAGUUGGUCACACGGUCAGCCAUAAAUUACAUGAUUUAAAGUUAUUUUUCUAGUUUUCUCACAAAAUGUUUCUAUUCUAAUGUAUUUAGGGAGACAUUGGGGCUGAUUGUGUAGGUGUUGUACACGCCUACAUAGCUCUGGCCACACCCAUGCAGCACCGGUAACGGUUUAGGCCCUUGAACAUUUUCAGAUCCAGGCCCAUGUGGCCCUUAAUCCGGCCCUGUACAAAAUGGAUGGAAAACAACAAGUUAUUGUAUUAUUAUUGGUUCUGAUGAAAUACUGUGUAAGAUGUACAAUGUUUUUUCCUGUACUACAUUUUGUUUCACAUUAUUUUGUUAAAUUUAUGUAAACAUAAGAUUAUUGUCAACAGAUAACAGUGACAGUGCUAUAGUUAUUAUAAGAUGCAUGGAGAUUGGAGAAAGAGUAAUACAAAUCAUGUAUUUUUAUUCUAGUAAAAUAAAGAUGAAUUUAACACUUUCA